CGCGGUCAAUGGAAAAUAGUGAUGAAUUAAAAUCCUCGAAUCGACGUACGAACCGGAUUAAGUACGAAUGCAAAACGUGCUGCAAGACCGUCUUUACUAAAUCUCACAAACAAUUUCACGAUGAAGUACAUCGUACAACCCGCUACUCAUGCAACAGUUGCAGCAAAACCUAUGUGCAUAAGCGUGAUUUGGAGCUGCACCACAAGCUGCACAAUGCACCGGCCAGUUUCCAUUGCACCAGAUGUACGGCCGUCUUCGAAUGUGCGGCACAUUUACAGUCGCAUAAAGAAUCGAAACACCUACCGAAGGAGAAGUUCGCUUGCAAAUUGUGUCCCCUGACGUUUACGCUGAAGGGCAACCUCACAAAACAUCUGAUAGUGCACGAAGGCAAUCGUUCUCAUUCAUGCGACGAGUGUGGCAAAACGUUUCUGCGUACAAAUGCUCUAAAGCACCAUAAGUUAAGUCAUCGGGUGAAACGUUACCAGUGUCAGGCUUGUGGCAAAGAAUUCAUCGAUGCUCGCAACCUCGAACGGCACCUGAAAACCCAUUCAAGGUUGAAAGGUUUCAAGUGUUCUAUAUGCGGUGUGACGAGUGCGCGGAGGGAUAACAUUGUAAGGCACGCGAAAAGCUUCCAUCCCGAAGCUGAUCUGAAGGUGAUCGUUCUAGCAAGCGGCAACAUCAAUAAUGGUGAGAUCGAAGCAAUUAAAAAAGAAGCUCAAAAAAGCACAAAACCGGUACAACCUACCCCAACGAACCGGAUCAGUGUGAUACAAGUGAUAGGAACGCCAAAGACACCGAUUUUGUCAAUGCAAGCGAAUGGCGAUUGGACGUCUACGAACAACGUUUCGCCGGGUCGCGAAUCGAACCAAAUCGGUGCUCCAUCUUCUGUGAGGCAGGAUCCACCGAAAGCUUCCUUUAAUUCCCGUCUCGACAAUCUAGAAUUGUAUCGAAAAAUCUUAAAGCCUGCCACUUCACAAAACAGUACUAACUGCAACACCACUGCCAACAGUCGAAUAACGGAAGUAGGCCAACCUAACCUCCAACCUGAUGAUAGUGACACAUAUAAAAACGAUCGCCUACCAUCGGUUGAACUCGGCAACUGUGAUAUCCCAGCCGAAAAAAUCUGUAACGGCGGUGGAGCUGCUGGUGGUGGUAGUGGUGGUAGCGGCACUACAAAUAACGGCAGCAGCAGCGGUCUAGGAUCUAUUAAUAAUUUCUGUGAAGUUCACUGGCGUAAGCGUACCUCACAGUACUUUAUUACUAGCAGCAAAGCGCAAGCAGAUUGA
This is a messenger RNA of Anopheles maculipalpis, 1286 nucleotides long. RefSeq names its product zinc finger protein 765-like. The record is from RefSeq and is a predicted model, not a curated record. Bases 9 to 1286 code for a protein of 425 amino acids. Gene Ontology annotation, biological process: regulation of transcription by RNA polymerase II. Gene Ontology annotation, cellular component: nucleus. NCBI's taxonomy places the organism in Eukaryota, Metazoa, Arthropoda, Insecta, Diptera, Culicidae. The transcript has a single exon. Gene Ontology annotation, molecular function: RNA polymerase II transcription regulatory region sequence-specific DNA binding; DNA-binding transcription factor activity, RNA polymerase II-specific.